Molecule: messenger RNA, 13565 nt
Organism: Mya arenaria
Lineage: Eukaryota; Metazoa; Mollusca; Bivalvia; Myida; Myidae
Exons: 16
Coding region: 206-6811 (2201 amino acids)
Biological process (GO): regulation of transcription by RNA polymerase II
Cellular component (GO): mediator complex
Molecular function (GO): transcription coregulator activity
Source: RefSeq, a predicted model, not a curated record
UUCAUUUGGAAGUGCUAGUGAAAUAUUCCUAAACAAAAUUGAUGGAUUAAAACAAAUGGUAACCCAAAGACAACGCGUGUAGUUGUCAGACAUGGUAACCAUGUGAUGCAUAAGUCAUCAAACUGUACAAAGUGACCAAAAUGAAGCCUGAUUCCUUAAAAACUUAAACCUGCCACUAGAGGCCGCUUUCCGAUGUGAAACGAAUAUGGCUGCCGAAAUGGGGCUUUCCCCAGAUAGAGUGGAAACUAACACAUUUCCUCCAGAAAAGGGCUUAAAUGGGUCCGGAGGACGGGUGGGGUUGAUGGAGAGGUUACGGGGUAGGGCGGGACAACAUCGCUCAUGGACCGACAUCAUGAAGACCCUACGCCUCACCCAGAUCAAUGACAAGCGGAUCCAGUCCAACAUGACAGACAAAGCAUCCAUACAGACCUGCCUCGAUAAACUCCACCGGGCCAUGAAGAUCACCACCCAACAAAGCUUGAUAGAACGUCUGGACCUGAUCUCACGUCAACUAGGCAUGUUGUUCACCCCACCCACCAUGGCUGACAUUAACCAGGUUGUCCUGAGUGCGGAAAUGUUCAAGGUCAUCGUCAUCUGGGAAGGUCAGACAUUGAAAGAUGUCAAGGUCAGCCAUCAGGACACACCCACGAGUUGUGAAGAGUUGGUUGAAAUUCUAAGCAAGGGCAACUUUGACGAGUUUAUCAGCCAUCUUCAGGGUCUUCUGUCCAUAUACAGCUUUAACGGUGACAAGAAACAAAAGAGCAAAGGGUAUCUGGCGUUAUCAAACUUGGAACAUGAUCUCAACAUUAUAGCCCAACUCCAGAGUUCCAUUAAUGGGGUGACGAACUACAUUCAUAAAUCCCCUCUUGGGAUAUUGCUGCCUAGGAGGGGAGGUCAUCCAAUGAAGCUCAUCUACUACGUAUCUCCCUACAAUCUUCUGUGCAAGAAAAGCAAGUCAUCCUACCCCAUGACAGUAGAAGCCAUAACAGACAACGGUCUAGGCCAUAGUGUCACAGUGUGUCUGGAGUCCUCAGACAACAAUAACAAACUGCAAAUUAUGCCACUUACCAGCGUCAGUAAACCAAACCAGGAUGGAAAGAGGUUACCGUCAUUCCAAGCUGUGGCCAACUACAACUCUUGUCUGCUGGCGGCCAGUUUUGUGCUAGUCUUACCUGAACCAGUUCCUGUCUGUUCCUCUGUGCUUGACUCUAUACGCAGCAUUACAGGCCAGGGUGUUGUACAUGACGAGGAAACGCCAUUUUUGUCUUUGUUUCUACAGCAUUGUACAAAGUGUAAGGCUCUCAACAGACCCGAACUCUUUGUGACAUUACCUGAUCAGCAGCAUGCCUAUUACUUGAAUGGCAGCACGGAGGGUGUGUUAGGGGGCUACGGGUGUCUUGUUCGGAAAAUACCCUUCACCCACCCGACAAUGGUACCUAAGGUGCUCAGCCUGCUACGACAACAACUCGUGUUCAACUCUGUUCUCAGCAGUGUGGUCAGACCACAGGCUAGAAAAGUGUACCAGUCAGCGGUUGUGUUUGAGUUGAUGACGUUGUCCCUUCAGCAUCUCAGUGUCAUGUUUGAACACCCACUACAGCAUUCUCUUAUAACAGUCGAGUUUGACCUCCGCGAUAUUACAAAUGUGAAAUGUUCCAUGUGUACGUCAACGAGAGACUCGAGCAUGUGUCCCGAGGACUACUUGUCGAGGGUGUUUCAAAGGUCUUUUUCCAUUCCGGUUACGUGUCGGUUGAUCAUCAAGCGUGUUCAGGAGGACAUUCGCAAACUGACCCCUCCCAUGCUAGUCCCGAGACCCGUGGUCAAGCCUCAUUUGACCUGGACUCCGCAUCGAACCAUCGUAAAGACAGUUCCAAAUCUUGUGAACAUGAGGCAAUGUAUUUCCACAAUGGCCAUGAAUCCACCGUCAUUGCCACCAAGUUUAGCGAGCUUACCAACGCUAUCAAGUUUGCCAAACCCGCCACCAUAUCCCGGGACAGAUUCUUGGUCACAUGGUGGGCCGUUGAGUCAUCAUCAGCAAAUGCCUCCUAAACUCGAAUUGCACAAAUACAUUGUUGGAUUUAAUAGACCCUUUGAAGCGCCGAUAUCUGAAUCUUUGACUAGUGGUAGUGUGCCAAUUUUAUCGGGCGCUGACGAUAGUAUGGAUGUUAAUCGUGCGCCCGCAAAUCCAUUGUUAGCAACUCUGCUUGAUGCAGGGUCACCAGCUGUGACAGAAUUGCACAAUCCUCCGCAGAACGUAGUGAGUGAUAGCCCUAUGUUGUCAAAACUUUUAGAGGAAAAUACAUCCGUAGCUACGAACCCAUUUCCUGCACCUAAUAACCGCAAGAGACCUGUGAAACGAAAAUCAUCAAAAGAUGUUACUGCUGGCAAAAGCCCAAAGCACCGACUCUCAGAUUCAGAUAUGGCUGAACGGACUAAUGAAAGAGUGAACAGUGAAAGACAUGGUCAGGGUAUAGGAGAAAAACAUAUAGACCUAGAUUCUAGUGGUGGCUCUUACGACGAACCAGUGAGGCCCUCAAGUGUUAAUAGCAUAGGAAGUGUGGGGGGCCCUUCCUCUAUUAUAGACUUGACUGAUUAUGGCAUUGGUGAGUCCCAUGUUAAAAAACUGGAGAACAGUUUGGAUAGUAUUAUGGGUAAAGAAUCACCGAAUGCCGGUGGUUUUAUGAAUCUAGGCCAUCCGCUGAACAACCAACUCAGUGCGAUGGACUUCGAUCAUAUGGCGUUCCUGGACUUUACACCACAGAAUCAGAACCAGAAUGCUUCCUUAGAGGGGGGUGGGGAGUUUCAGCCCCCUUCCCAGUGGCCCUCUCGUCAAACCCCGCCCACCCCGAAUUCUCGCAAUUCACCACACCAAGGAGUCGUGCCAAAAAACGAGAAAAUCUCUACCUCACGUGAGGAUCUUUCCCAUGGGCCAAGAGGUAGAGAGAGUGACGGCCCAUCUAGCGUUUGCGUGCGACGAAACUCCCAGCAGAAGCGACUCACUUUAAAACAACAGAGGCAGAAUCGAAACAGCGUGGAAAGUUGUUCGGGUACCAUCAGUCCAGAUGUUUUUUCUCCGCUGAUGUCAUCGCCUGGUCAUCAUCCCUUGGUGUCGCCCGGUCAGUUCCCUAUUUCGUCGCCGAAUUAUAUGGUUUCUCAUGGGAGUUUGCCAAUGAUGUCUCCUAGUCACCAGCCAAAUAUGACAUCAUCAAAUAUGACAUCACCUCUGAUGUCACCACUUUUAAUGCACGUGAAAUCAGAACCAAUCAGUUUGGACUCAAAAGCCGGAAUUAUGGGUCCGCAUACCCCUGUUAUGCGUCCCAAUCAUGCUUUUGGGCAUGUAGCAACCUCAGGUGGUGGCAAGCCUAGUCUAUCAAUGUUAAAGGCUCAACUUGAACAGAAAAAUGACUUAAAGUGUAAUAUUAGUGCAAUGUCUCAGGAAAAGGACGAGCUGUCAAACAGCUCCAAUAACUCAAGCUGUAGUUCGCAGCCCUCUUCUGUGAAGUUAAAACGGAAUUACAAUCACAAAUUUGACAGUAUGUCCCCAACUGAUAGCGAAGAGGGGAAAACCCGUUCAAGUACGUUUGAUUUUCACAGUGACGAUGAGGAUUGUGAUUUGCCGAGGGUGGGAAAGAUGACAAUAGUGUCAGCGUCGCCUACACGACUUCAGAUCACCAAUAAAACAACUUUGGCUAGAUUUAAUAAAUUCAAUAAAAGUGAGAAAUUUAAACGGAAACAAAUAGAAAAGGAAUUAAAGAGUACAUUAUCGGUUGAUUCUGGUAAACGCAAACGAGAAAAGGAAGAUAAAAAAGAAAAGAAACGCAAGAAGUUGAAUUCCUCCUAUACCGUUGAAAAUGAUAUAGAAGGGUACAAAUUGACGACUGUGAAUGUUCAAGGUGAUAUGAAUGGUGAACAGAAACCUGUGAUGCCAAAAUUGAAAAUCACCAAGAAAGGGUUGAAAAUAUCAGUGCAAAAUUCGUUGGAACUUAGAGAGGAUAACAGCUGUGUUAAAGAUGGUUCAUUAAAUGAUAAGGACAGAACUAGUGUUACCAAAAUGGAAAAAGAUGUUGUGGUGAAAGUGGAAAAACUGAAUAGAAAAUCUGAACACAGUAAAAGUGAAAGAAGGGAAAAGUUUAAGGAGGGUAAAGACAAGGAAAGAUCCACUGAUAAACCUUGCGCUCCUAUUACAAGAACACCUUCCAAUUCAGAUGAAGGCAUCUUUGAUAGAAUAAAUGCCAUGAAAUCUGAGAACCUUCCAAAGAACGAGGACUCAAACAGUUCAUUUAAAUCUGCAACAAACUCACCUAGUGCUAACCAUAAGAAAGUGUCAAGUUCUAAAUCGUCAAAGUCUCACAAACGAUCCAGUUCUGCUUCGAACUCUGAGACGAAAAUGAAAACACCUACAUUAAAAUUGAAACCCAUAGCGUUGCCAACAAGUUCAGCUUCCAGUGUAACAAUACCCAAAUCAUCUGGUACUGGUUCGAAUUCGAAGUCGAUUUCCCAGUCACCCACAUCAACAACAAUUGGCAAAAUCGGUGCAGUGUCAUUAGCAACUUCAGGAUCUCAGAAGCCGUUAUCAAGUAGCUCUAGUAAGAGUCCUCAAGGCUCUGGCUCAAGCUCGAGCAAGACUCUUUCCCGCAGCUCCAGCUCAGGAGGAUUAACUUCUAAAUCCAGUUCAAGCUUACAGAAGAACAUUCAAAUUCAGGGUCCAAGUGGUAAACACUCCCCGAAUUCUACAAAUAGUAUUGGUAGCAAAUCUUCACAUUCGCGCAGCUUUAGUGCUUCGUCAUCGAACUCAAAAUCAGACAAAUUGAACAAAGCUUUGUCAAGUAAUAGGACGUCCUCGCCGCUUCUUGAUAAAGAAAAAUCAAAAUCUCGUAGUUCAAGUUCUAGCUCACGUGAUCGAGAAAAAUCUACCUCAAGUAAAAAUAGUGUCCCUGUCCCUUCUGCUACAACACAAGAGCCUUCUGCGUCUGAACUUUUAGCAUUCUUAAAACCAAAGACAAACAAGAUUGCUAGCUUUACUAUUCCCAAAUUAAAACCUGAAACGAACGCUAAUGUCCAGAAAGUGUCAACACCAACUACCACAAACGCAUCCAUUGUGUCAAUGUCAGCUUCAACAGCUGUUACCACAACUACUACAAAUUCAAGCCCCAAGUUUGCCAAGGGAAGUAACUCUGGUGCCAGUUCUGUGAGUAGUGUUUCAAAGGGAUUUAACUCUUCUGGUGCUAAUUCUGGAAAAAAUCAAGUGACUAGUAAUUCUAGCAGUUCAAAUGCCAAGAAUUCAAAUCCUUAUAACAAAAGUGGGCAGUUUCAGCAGAAUGCUAGUAGACCUCAAAAUUUAAAUGUUUCUAAUGCACAGAAUACAAACAAUAGGGGAAACAACUCCCCAAAUAGUUAUUCCAAGGGAAACAAUCCAGGCUAUAAAGGAAAUAAUCAGAACAAUCAAAGUCCAGGAUUUAGAAAUCACAAUAGUGGUAAUGCAUUUCAUAACAAGACUCCUAGUACAAAUAAUGGCCCAACACAUUCUAACUGGAACAAUUCCAACACAGUUGGAAAUAGCAAGUCUAACCAAGCAAAUUCCAAUUCUCAUCAGAACAACUUUCAACGGGGAAAUAACACAAAGGUUUCAAGUGAUUCGGGCAACAGACAAAGUAAUUCUAGUAAUCCUAACACAAGCAUAAGGUCCUCAGCAACGGCGCCUAAUGCUCCAAAAGGGCCCGGACCUCCUAAUAAUAGUAAGAAACAGCCCGAUCCUAAUAAACAACAACAGAAACAUGGUGGACAUUCACCAGGCAGUGCAAGCAGAGGCAGAAAAGGCUCACUAUCAGCAGUUAUUGACAAACUUACAUGUAAAGUAUCAUCUGGUCCUGUGAUAAGCAGUGAAUCAAGUGCAAAUCCACCCUGUCGUAGUGCUCAAAAAUCUGAACAAGUUAUAGUUGAUGAGUCUCCGGCAAGUCCUGAAAUGGACGCUCCAAUCGCUGAACUCAAACCACCUGAAAAAGUUGUUGUGAUUACUGAAGCCCCAGAAAGCCCGGAAAUGGAAACGCCUACUUCCCCAGUGCUAAAUGAUUGCGGGUCUACAAGUGCUAGUAAAAUUGUGAGUAUUCCACUGGAGAUUGACGCUUCAUCCAGUAAUUAUCCUGAUUUCUCAGCAUGUGAAACUGAUCCUGAUGUAGGUGAUAAUGAAGUGCUUAAUAAUUUAAACUCUAAUCUUCCUGUUCCAAAAACCAUUCCUCUUGAUUCGGUAAACGCGGAGGAGCAUGUGACUUCUGGUCAAGUUAAAAUGGUGAAUUCUGUUUCACAACAAAAUGGUGAUGUUGGCAAUCAUCAUGGUGAUGAUGAAAAAUUCAAAUCAACUAACGAUCUCUGUAAUAAAUCAGAUAAUACCAAAGAUACAGCAUUUAAAGUCACUACACCUAAAAUGCAUGACAGUGCCGGUAGUAAACUAUCUGAAGACAAUGAAAAUUGGGCUAUUCGACGGAAGUCACGCUGCAGUUCAAAAUCAUCCGACAUUAAUAGCCCGGUUAGCAGCCCCGAGAAUGGCCUUAUUAUCGAUAUUGAUUCUUCUCCUACGAAAAUUCCAAAAAGUCAUUUAAAUUCCCCUACUGUGUCAGACUCUGGAUCAGAUUUUAACAGAAGUUCGCCAGCCUUACUUAAAUCACCAGGAAUUAAGACCAUGCCACUCAAAUUCAAGGGAUCACAGACAAACUCUCCGCUGAAUCGGGAAAACUCGACCGGGACAGGUUCCAACGCUAACUCUCCAGGUUAUCUUGAAGAUGAUUUAAUGGACGAAGCAUUAGGGAUUGGAUGUUGAUUAUUGAUCGAGACUUUUAGUCAUGGUGGCUGAUGUUGUAUUGUACUUCAUAAAUAUUAUUAAUUAUUGUUGUUAAUUUGUUAUUUAUUUUUUUUGCUCAUGAGGAGUUGAUUUGGUUCCGAUUUUUAUUGAGAAUUUGUUAUGAUAUUAUUGAAGAUAUAUUAGUCCCAGUUAAAAUAAUGUUGUGGUUACUGUUACUCAAUCAAUACUUUUUUUAAUUCCUGACCAUAAUUUCAUAAUUUUUGGUUAAAGAAACCAUAAUAAUUCUUGGUAUUACAAAGAUCGGUAAAUUAAAACAAUGAUUUUUUUAUGAUUUUUAUUGGAAUUAAAAACCAUGUGGCAUUUUUUCUUUUUACAAUGUGAUACAGUUUACUUUAGGCAUAAUAAAAUAAUGUUUGUUUCCAGUUUCCUCAAACUACUCGUUUUUUUGCCUAGACCCCAGAUGUUUCUAUUGUCUUGAGAAAUAUAUGUCUUCAUUUUUUCAUUUUAAUCUAAAGUUAAAAAAAGGUGCGUUUUCGGCUAUGAACAAUACCAGCGAUGCUAGUCCGAGUGUAUCUAUGUUCUAAAGCAUUUAACAUUUAAUUUUGGGUAACAGAAACAAAUGAAGAAAAAAAAAGGCUAACAAAAAAAUAUUACAAAAAAAAUAAAUUCCAACCUACCUACUGAAUAAUUUCAUUAAAUUAAACGGGAAACAAACAUUUUGUUUUUUAGGCUUACAGUCAUCAAAAUUAGACUUUUUAGCCCGAAUUCUUAUACUUUUGCUUGGCAUCAAAUUUUUUAACAAGCCCUGCUAUAUAAAAUUCAGAAUUUGAGCAAGCCCGAAAGACAUUUUACCAGUGCAGGGCUUGCAGGCUUGUGUUAAUUUCGACCACUGGGCAUAAGUUAUAUUGUGUUACUGUCUGAGAACAUUUAUGUCAGAAUGUAAGCAAUACAACAUAUACAUUGGUUUCCUGACCUAUCUAGCCAAUGUUUAGUCAGCAUGUACAAGCAGCCACAACAUUAUUUUCGUUUGGCCUUAUUUCAUUAAAGGUAAAUGGAUUAUGAUAUAAAUUCAAAGUUUACUGUAAAUCUCUGCUGUAUAAUUGUUCUGAUGAUGUAUUUUAAAGGCUCUGAUAGAAAUGCAAUUAAUUAACAGAUGAUUUCGUGCUUAUUAAUAGGGAUAUAUUUGAAAUAUUUUGAAAAUUUACAAUUUCAGAAAUGUCGCACAAGUCAAUCACAUUGUUUCCUUAAUAAUAGUUAUAUUUAAAUAAUUCAUGAGAACAAAAAAAAAAUUUUUUUUCAAAAGAAAGUCUGCCAUAUUAUUUGUAUUUCACAUAAAAUAACCUUUUUUUUCCAUAAAAUACUUCUGCCAUAUUAUUUGUAUUUCACAUAAAAAUGUAACUUCGUCUAUAAAACAAAGAUUUGCUCAUGUGUAAUCAUUUUCUUAUCAUGAACUCAUUUCUUUGGUUCUACAACUAUUCAUUUUCUUACUGAUGAAGAUAAAAAAAUUUGCAAGGGUAUGAUAAUAUAUUUUGUAUUUAUGCAUAUUUUUUUUAAAAUAUUUUUUUAAACUUAGACAUCCUUAUUCUUCACUUGGUUUAGUUGGUCUAAAAAGUAAGAUUUAUAUAUCUGAUGAUAGAUUUAAGUGUAAACUAGUAUAUGUAUUUCGAGUUGUAAUUGACAUAUGUUGAAUAAUACACCAUAGAAUUUACAAAGGUUUGCUCAUUGAAUAUUUAUAACAUUAAUAUACAAAAAUUAGAGGAUACUGUAACUCCCCCAUUUCAAUAGUUUUUCACAAAAAACCUAUGUAUUGUUAUAGCCUUUGUUGGUAAAAGCGUUAUUGGAGGGUGUUGCACCCUGUCCUUUUUUGGAAGCACCCUUCUUCCCUCAUGGAGACUAGCUUCUGCUUUAAAAAUAUAAACAUUUAGAUAAUCAAUUAUUUUUUUGUUAUGUUUAAAACUUGAAAUAUGUUUUUGUAUUCGAACAAACUUCACUCAUUUAUUAGUUGAAACCUAUGAUUACUUCAAAUAAGCACAAUUUUUUUUACAUAUUCUAUGAAAUUCAUAAUGCUUUAACUAUUUAUUGCCCAAUUCAAUAUGCCCAUUUGUCCCUCAGCACCCUGUCCCUUUUCUGCAACACCCUGUCCCUUUCUGCAACACCCUGUCCCUUUUCUGCAACACCCUGUCCCUUUUCUGCAACACCCUGUCCCUUUUCUGCAACACCCUGUCCCUUUUUUUCUGCAACACCCUGUCCCUUUUUUUCUGCAACACCCUGUCCCUUUUCUGCAACACCCUGUCCCUUUUCUGCAAUACCCUGUCCCUUUUCUGCAAUACCCUGUCCCUUUUCUGCAACACCCUAACCCUUUUCUGCAAUACCCUGUUCCUUUUCUGCAACACCCUGUUUUUAAAGCCUGGCUAAAACCUUAAAAAUUAACCUUUGCCAGAACUAUCAAUAAAAUUGUUUAUGAUAUUCAAAAACGCAACUUGGUUCACAUGUUGCCAGAGACAGUACACAAAUAAACAGCAAGGCCCAUAACUCUUGCUUUAAAAAUUGUUGAAGUUAUGCCCCUUGUUCCAAUAAUAAUUAUUAAAAAAAACAGGUUGGUGUUAGCCCUGCGGCGGUCUUGUUUAGAAUUAUGUUAGCUUAUUUCUGUUACAGUAUUAAGUUUAUAUUCAACUUUCGUUUAGAAUAGCAAGAACUUUGUUUCACAAGUUAAAGGGGCAUUGUCUGCUUUGGAGGUUUUAUUUAUUAAUAUUUUAAUAGGAACAAAAAAAUAAGACUGGUUAAAGAAGGCCUCUUGAAAGCAUCUCAUUACCUAACAUUAAUGAUAGUUUCGUUCAAAAGUAUUUUGAUUUCAAAAACGAAUCUAAUAAACAAUCAAAUGUAAUCAACGUUUGUCUCAAUGUUGACCAAGUCUUCAAUAAUUUAUAUUAUAACUAAAGUUUAUAAGUAGCAUAGAGCUCUACAGGUGCAUCUAUCUGCCCUGUGGUGUAAAGGAUAUGGUGCCCUAUCGCAUAUCAAGAGGACACGGGGGAAAUCUUUUCUUUCUUUUUUUUAUUUCCAAUUUUUCUUCUAUAUAAUUAUAUCAAUAAAAUUAAUUUCAUGUCUUUGCUGAAUUACCGAUCACAUUGAUAUAUUUUACCAAAAAAUUCUGAAGUUUUCAUAUUUAACUGCAAUAAACCAGCAUCCAAUGCCCCUAUGUUCAAUAAAAAACGUGAGGCGUAAUAUCUAAUAAAGCCUUCAUAAAUCUGAUCUCUCGCAGUAUAUAGCUUAGAAAGAUAUCGCUCUUAAAUAUGCAAUACCUCAUAAUAACUUCAACUUUUUUUGUAUUUUGUGUACAUUUGGCAGAAUUUUUUAUCACUCAGGCAUAAUUCUAGUAUUUAUUUACUGUAAUCAUCGUUAUGUUUGGCAUCUCGUUUUUUUGUUUGUAAUUAAUAUUUUUUUUGUUAAAUGUAAAUGAUUAUAAAUCGAUGUGUUUGUGUUUUUGAAAAGAAAUUGGUGUUUAUUUUUUGAGGUUAUAUUUGUCAAUCAGUCAAUUUGACUAUCGUGAUGCAUACAACCUGAUUAAGAUCAGAAUGUUGUAAAAAUAAAUGUUUUAAUGUUCAAGUUGGACAUCUGUUACAAUUAUUGAUAUAACUUGAUGUUGAUAACUUUCUCAAUGUCCAAAUAGCUUGUUUUUAGGUUUUACCACACCUGUCUUCAGAAAUAGCAAAUUUUAGUUUUUCAAAGCGACCUCUCCUAUUUUUCAACAAAAAAGUCUAAAAGAAUGAAUCUUUCGUUCAUUGUUUCCUUAAAGUUAUCUUUAUAAUCUCAUGAACAAAACAUUAAUUCCAGUUGGUCAUUAGUAAUGAAAUUUGUGCUCUGUGGUGAAAAAAGAAGUUCAUUUGAUUAGGAAUCUUGAUACAUUAAAUAUACAAGUACACAUUAAUUUCAUUGUACGCUACAUGUACUGUUAUUUAUCCAACUUCAAAAAUUUUACUCUCUUUUUGUGGCUGAUCACCUUCAUUCAGUAAUCAUAUGUUUUGAAUUAUAUCUGAUAUAAAGUUUGGUAAUAUUUAUUUUUAUUUGCACAUCAUUUUCACUUUUUACAGAAAAAGAUACUUGAGGUAUAAUUGAGUUUCGAAGUCAACAGCAUAUUAUAAAUCAUGAACCAUCUCUUUGUGAAGAUUUUGCUGGUAUAGUAUUUUUUUUGUUUUCUCUUUUGUAUGGCCUAUUUUGAUUUUUAACAGAUCUGAAAAACUAAAACGAAGAUGUCCAUAGUUUGAUGAUAGUAGUUAAAGUACAUUUAGCCACAGUCCACCAAAGAAACCUUGCAGUUGAGUAAUAAUUUACAGUUGUUAGUAGAUAUUCCUAUAGACGGGUACAAGGAUGCCGCUUUUAGCUGGACUUUACACCAAAAUCGCUACAAAGACUAUGCAGUUAAGGAUAGUUUAAAUCACCAUUUCAUUUUUUUAACUGAGCUAUCCAUUUGAAACCUCACGGUGUAAAAAGCGGCAAAAGGCGGUAUCUGGGAACAGGACAAUUUCAAUUUGCAUUAAACACAUAUUCGGCCGAUUGUUUAGAACUUUGUUUACGUAAAAGUGAUUAAGGACAUCAUUAUUGACUUUUAAAUGUGAGCUACGUAUUUGAUCAUAUGAUUACAUAUUUAGAUAUAAACAAGCACAGCCAAAUCAGUUUUCUCAAUUCUUGUUAUAAAUACAAUGCAGUACCAACUUGAAAGUUAACUAUGAUGAUGUUAACCAUGUUGUUAACUUCAGAUAUUUCUGGACAAUCAGCCCACUGUGGUGUUAAGUAUAUAAUUAAGUUUUCUUCAAGAAUCACUCAAAAGCAGACUGUUGAGAAGUCCUAUAUAUUCAAAUAGAUACCAUAUAAUUAAGGAUCAUACCAUUUCAAUGGGAAACAGUUAAAUAAACAUUAGGGUUUUCAUGCAGCCAUCAAGCUGAAUAUAUUAAGUUACCUGUAUUAUUAUGAAUAUAGACACUCUGUUAGGCAUAAAAAAUAAUAAUGUUUGUUUCCAGUUUCCUGACCUACCCUAUUUUUUGCCCCGACCUUAAAUAUUUUUGUUGCCUUGAGAGAUAUAUUUUAUCAUUUGUUUGAUUUUUUUUCUUUUCAAAGCUAAAAUUAAAGUGUGUUUUUGCUUUUAACGAGAUGAAUGAUGCUUACACUGAUUAUAUAGAUCAUUUCUAAAAAGUAAGCGUAAAUGUUUUGGUGGCAGAAAAAUCUCAAGAAACAAUUUGUCUGAUGAAAAAAUAGGUUUUCCGACCUACCUACCCUAUUUCUUAAGGCACGAAACCUGAAACAAACAUAUUAUUUUGUUACGCCUUUGUUUAUGAACAAUAUUGUCAGUUGAAUUCAGAUCCACUGUAACUUAUUUAAAGAUAAUUCUGUUUUGUGUUGUUUUAGUGUUUUUGUUGGUAAACUGAAUAUUUUUGGGCACGUUACGGAACCUUGGGUUUUGAGGGGUGAAUGAGAAAAAGGCUUUAAGUUCUUCUAUUUAUAAAUCAAACCUUUUUCAAGUUCGUCCCUGAAAGUGUUCAUUAUUAAAUGUCAUUAAAACAUGCUCAUUCUUUUGUUGUGUUAGUGUUCUCUACCCAUUUUCAUGAAACUUGUCAUGCUAUCACUUUUGACCAAAUCUAUGCUAUGUUGAUCAUGAGUGUGAAAUUCACCAAGAUAUAUGAAGUUAUAACAGCACAAUUCUCUUGAACAAUGUAUAACCAUACGCAAUGUUUAGAGAACUGAAAAUAUUCUUAAAAAAAUGUCAAGUACACAAAUUAUCAAUGACACCUUAGGGCCAGGUCAGGCUUUCAUAAAGCAUCUAAGGUCAUUUCCUAAGAAAUUUCAUUUUUCUCAUUAAAGUAUCGUACUACUUAUAUAAUAAAAUGACUUGAAAUGUUCUAACAGACUUGAUUGACAUUGACAUUAUUUAAUAUAAAUGUGUUAAGGUUAAAAGAACUUUAAAAAGAAGAAAUGACAGAAGUCAGGAAAUUUCUUAAGAUGUUUUAUGAAUAUCUGUCCAGAUUCAAUAUGUUUGUAUUAAGAUUUCUUUAUAAUAGAAGCCUAAUUUUAUGGAGCUCUGGCUUGCAUAAGCUUACAUUCCUUGGUGAACAAAGUUAGUUAAUCAUAUUUUGAAAUCUGACUCCAUUUCUCCAAACUAAAUACAUACUUCGAUUUGAUAAUGAUAAAUGGUUUACAUAUAAAUAAAUUCUAUUCAAAGUUUAUAAACUCCUAAGAAACAUAGUAUUAUCCCAUUUAUAGACAGAACAAAACUCGUGAACUAAGCUUUAUCCUGUUUUUAUUGGUAGUUUCGAUGAAUUUGGGCCUGACUUUCUGAUUUGAUCUAUGUUGAAACGGCCUCCUAACUUUCUGAUCUGAUAUGAUCUGAAACGGCCCCUGACUUUCUGAUUUGAUCUUUUUUGAAACGGCCCCUGGCUUUCUGUUUUUAUCUUUUUUGAAACGACCCCUGACUUUCUGUUUUGAUCUUUUUUGAAACGGCCCCUGGCUUUCUGUUUUGCUCUUUCCCCGAGUUUCUGAUUUGUCCUUUGUUGUAUCAUGACUGGUUUCAUGUAUCGUUUUCUACCUGAUAUUUGCCCUGUCUUAUUUAUGUUGUUAGUUUUUGCGAGUUUAAUAUUGUACAUAGGCGCUCAAAUGUGAGUGACAGAGAAUUAUAUAUCAACCUAUAGUCAAUAUUAAUUUUAUACUGUGAGUAUAUACAUUCAUAUGUAAAUAAUUGACCAUGUGCAAAUUUUAUGUGUAAAUAUAAAAAUCCUAUGCCUUU